AUGUUAGAUCAUGCUAGUUUAAUCGCUUUUCAUAUGAUAGAGUCGCCUCAAACAGCUUCAAUGGAUUUAACGGGUAAAGUGGCCGUUAUUACAGGCUCGUCUUCGGGUAUCGGCAAAGAAAUGGCCCUAAAGUUGUCGUCUUUGGGCGCGGAUGUAGUGAUCACUGGUCUGGAAGAGGACGGCAUCCAUGAAGUGGUCAACAAAUGUCAGACACAAUACAAUCGCAAAGCAAUCGGAGUUUUUGGUGACUUAACUGACGAUCGGUUUGUCAAGAGUUUAAUCGACAAAACAAUUAACGCGUUCAACAAAAUUGAUAUUCUGGUCAAUAACGCCGGCAUAUGUUUUGAGACUGACAUCAAUGAUCCCAAUUAUAAGGCUUUGUUUGACCGCACUAUUGCUGUCAACCUGAGACCAAUGCAAUUGUUGACACAGCUAUCGGUGCCAUAUCUGGUGGCCAGCAAUGGUUGCAUUGUUAACACAUCGAGUGUGAACGCAAUUAAGCCGCCUAAAUCAUUGGUCGCGUAUUGCCAGUCAAAAAGUGCUGUCGAUAUGUUUACCAAGUGUUUGGCAUUAGAGUUGGGACCAAAAGGGGUUCGAGUCAAUAGUGUUAACAGUGGUGAACACCUUUUUGAGCUGUUCGGUGGCAUCUCUAGUGCCGGGGUUUGGCUCCAUUACCUCAGCAAACAGUCCGUUCAGUUUAAAGUCCAUCAUCUGAUCCGUACUGAUGGACACAUCGCCGUCACUCUUGUCGGCCCUAUGUCCGCCGUCGACCGCAAAUGGCAGACUAAGUAUAGGCAGGGCGAGACCUCCGACACGAGCCCUUUGGACAAAAUACUGGUCAAAGCGUUGGAUUCGGUGCGCAAAGUGCUGUCCGCCGAUCAGUACGAGCGACACGUGAAGCACGCGCUCGAGUGGCUCGAGUCGUAUAAAGCGGUCAAUCACUACGAUUUCGCCGACAAAGUCAUGCCAUACGAGCGCUUCUUUGAUCUCAGGGAAUGGGAUUCUGCGCACGCGAUUCUGGCCAUAUUCGCUGAGAUGAGCUGCGGUUACGACCCCAAAGAGCACGACCUGACCGACAAUCGUAUAUACCGGGCCUUCAACGCAGCCCUCGGCCGACACGCCGUCCUCUGCAACGAGAUCUACGGCCUGAAGAAGCGGAUCCGCGACGGGCUCUACAAAUACAGCUACAUGUAUGUGAUUAUGGCUGAGGAGGGCUAUAGCGCGCAGUCGGCAAUGGAUCGCAUUGUGUAUGAGAUACACGACUCGUGGACGAUAGCCAUGAAUUACGCGGAACAGCUCAGACUCAUGCGGAGCAAAGAGCUGUACGAGUACGUGGUCGAGAUGGUUAGAGUGACCAAGGGUAAUUUGUACUGGGCGUCCAAGUGUCGCCGAUACCAGGCUGAGCUGUAGAGUUGUUUUGAAUUGUUUGCUGCAUAGCAUCUGG
Medioppia subpectinata is the source of this 1444-nucleotide messenger RNA. The record is from the annotation of a GenBank genome assembly. Lineage: Eukaryota; Metazoa; Arthropoda; Arachnida; Sarcoptiformes; Oppiidae.